GACGAAGACGACAAACACGAAGAAGAAGAAGAAGCCCAUAACGAUGAUCAAAUGACAACAGUGCACAACACAGGGCCUACCUUAACUCUUACAUUGGCUAUAGAUGGAUGUGUCCAUGAGCGCCACCUGCCCAGGGCGGUACUGUGGUAGGAUAAUUGUCAACGGAUCAGUGGAAGGAGAUUGUGGUGUGUGUCCUCAUGGUGAGCGGACCAACUCCGACAAAGUAUGUGAGCGGUGCACAGAAUCUCCAGAGCUGUAUGACUGGCUCUAUCUGGGAUUCAUGGCCAUGCUACCACUGGUGUUACACUGGUUCUUCAUAGAGUGGUAUACUGGAAAAAAGAGCUCUAGUGCUCUCCUCCAACACAUCACAGCAAUGUUGGAGUGCACCGUGUCAGCUGUGGUCACCCUACUAGUCAGUGAGCCAGUGGGCAUGCUCAGUAUCCGCUCAUGCCAUGUUAAGAAUUUGUCUGAUUGGUACACCAUGCUAUACAAUCCCAGUCCAGACUAUGUCACCACUUUACACUGCACACAAGAGGCUGUCUACCCACUGUAUACCAUCGUGUUGAUCUAUUAUGCAUUUUGCCUGGUACUAAUGAUGCUGAUGCGCCCCCUUUUGGUGAAGAAGAUAGCUUGUGGCCUUGGGAAGUCGGAUCGCUUCAAGAGUAUUUACGCAGCUCUGUACUUCUUCCCCAUCCUCACUGUGUUACAGGCUGUUGGGGGAGGACUGUUAUACUAUGCGUUCCCCUACAUCAUACUCGUACUGUCCCUGGUAACCCUGGCUGUGUACAUGUCUGCCUCUGAAAUACAGUCUUUCAAGAGCCUUGUGGAAAAGAAGAAGCGUCUCGUUGUUCUAUUCAGCCACUGGUUGCUCCACGCUUAUGGUAUCAUCUCUGUCUCGCGACUGGACAAGCUGGACCAGGACCUGCCACUACUAGCUCUGGUGCCCGGGCCCACGCUGUUCUACCUCGCAACAGCUAAGUUCUCAGAGCCCAGCCGCAUUCUGACUGAAGGGGGCAGCGGGCACUGACCUGGAGCUUUUAACAGACAGCACAUUUCACACAUUGCUGCCACCAGAAGAUAACCAGGCCUCUCCUGAAAACAUAAAUACUCCACAAUAUACGCUUUACCAGUAAAAUACUCUACAAUAUACGCUUUACCAGUAAAAUACUCUGCAAUACACGUUUUACCAGUAAAAUACUCCACAAUGUACGCUUUACCAGUAAAAGGUCUGUAUUCAGUAUUUGGACAAAUCCAAAAGCUACCACCUUGUUUUGUGAUCUUAACUGCUGCGUCCUCUUUGAAGGCUAUUCGGACCUGUGAGCCACCUGACUUGUGAGCCACCGCUCUGCUUCCUGUGUAUUUUAGGUCAGCAUUUAAGAUGUGAGUAGAACUUGUUUGUGUCCAGAAGUGAACGUGAUCAAGCACGCCGUUUCACAUGAAGUUACAGUGAAGUUGUUGUGGGGGACCAGCAGACAAACGUAAAGAGGGCUAGCUCGUUCAUGACAUUCAUACAAGCUGAGUCAUGUGACGCAGUGACCGCAGCGCCGUAACUAGAACUGCUCGCAUGCCGAGGACUGAUGAACCUGUUUUAACUGCUCAGACUUCCAAACAUCUGUAUGAGUUCCCCUAAAUCCUCCCUGUUUUGACAACAGUUUAUUUUUAUUUUUUAUACACCGCAUAACUAGUAAUGCGUUUUGGACAUUUGUAUUUUAUCCGAAUAGCGUGUACUUAUAUAAUUACAUUUAUUAAAUGGGAAUACUCAUUUAAGUACACUUUGUGGUUUUUCCUGAUUUACCUAUUUGUAUCUUUUUGUACUUGAAAUGAAAAAAAAAAGACAAGUUGCAAAAGAAUAAUAACCUCAUGUGAUACAUUUUUGGCUAUAGUGCUCUGUAAAUGGAAAACUGUAUCGUAUCAGGGGAUAAAUAGCACAUCUGAGUUUGUUUCAGAUUGUUCGUUAAGAACUUAACGUGUACAAGAAUGUUCUGGUGGAUGACAGUAUGUACUGCUCAUUAGGCGUUGCCUGAAUUAAAAUGUCUCUAACAUGCAGCUUGUAGGGGAAAUGUAUAGGGCAGGAACCGUUCACCUUGUAACACCAGUGACCCUUUUUCUGUCUUUCUUUUAAUUAAUUUAUUUAUUUUUUUGGACGUGCACCAACAAUUUUUCAUUGAUAACCACAUAUUGCUAGCUGUUUGCAUAUUCAUUACUGGAGCUUGUGCUUGGGGCUGAGGUACUGAGUAGGAUAGGCUUUUUUGUUUUAAUGAUCCUUGAUGUACAUACUUUAUUUGUUCAAGUGUAAAUAUCCAGUGGCGUCCCAAGUGUUUUUGACAUCAGUUGCUCUCGUCAGAAUAUGCAUUGGUUGUUAUCAGUGAGCAUUUACUGCUUUGCAUCCACUGUCUGCACUGAAAAUAAACACAUAAAA
This is a messenger RNA of Lampris incognitus (smalleye Pacific opah), 2419 nucleotides long. RefSeq names its product jnk1/mapk8 associated membrane protein (gene jkamp). The record is from RefSeq and is a predicted model, not a curated record. The transcript has 7 exons. Gene Ontology annotation, biological process: response to unfolded protein. Lineage: Eukaryota; Metazoa; Chordata; Actinopteri; Lampriformes; Lampridae. Gene Ontology annotation, cellular component: membrane. The coding region runs from base 104 to 1027 and encodes 307 amino acids. Gene Ontology annotation, molecular function: ubiquitin protein ligase binding.